CCUGGAGAAGUGGAAUCUCGCCGGCGCCGCUGCCUGCGCGGGACUCGCGGAGCGGCACUGGGCAUGCUCAGUCGCCGGAGCCCGUCCUGGUCUCAAGUAGGAAGCUCGUGCGCUGCACCCGCAGCUGAUCCGGGCGCUCCGGGGAAGGCGAGAUUGGAGCAGAGCGGCCGGGCGCCGGUGCCGGAGCGAGCGCGGCGCGCAUCGCUGGUCGGAGCUGCUGUGGGUGAGCUGCUGUGGUCUGUAGCCAAGCAUGCUGUGGUCGGAUCUGCCCAGCCGUGGAACAGAAACAUUUGCUGGAUGGAAAAUCCAUAAAAGAAAGCUCCUGUGAAAGCCGGAGACAGACAGUAACUUAAGCAAAAUCAGAUAUUUGGGCUGCUUGACCUCAUUGCGUGAUUGCUAUGAAUUAACAAGACUUUGUGGGAAAAGGGAACUUGCCUUUUGAGCUUUGUACCAAAGACCUGGGAAAAAACGUUUACUGUAACCAGACACGUUCUGGAUAGGAGGCUCAUGGGAGUAAAUACGUGCUCAAAACUGGAAGUGUCACUGUCUGACAGCUAACCAUCUCAGUCUUUCCUGAGUACUUGGAAACUGCCGAGGCCCCUGCUAAUGUGCUGACUGGUCGCUAUGGGCAGACGGUACCCGGAGGCUCACUGUCACCCAGGCAGCUCAUACUAACUUUCUUGUUCCAUGAACAAGGAACCUGUUUGCAUAGUGUGAUUUCAAAUUAUAACCUAUUUCCUGCUCCACUGCUGGCGUCCAGUGAUCCAUGUCAGAAGUACUUCCAGCUGACUCAGGUGUAGACACUUUGGCAGUGUUUAUGGCCAGCAGCGGAACCACAGACAUCACGAAUCGGAACAGUCCAGCCACACCACCAAAUACCCUUAAUCUCCGUUCCUCCCACAAUGAACUGUUGAAUGCUGAAAUAAAACACACGGAAGCCAAGAACAGCACACCCCCCAAAUGCAGGAAAAAAUAUGCACUAACUAACAUCCAGGUGGCAAUGGGCCUCUCCGACCCAGCUGCACAGCCUCUGCUGGGAAACGGCUCUGCCAACAUCAAGCUGGUGAAAAAUGGCGAGAACCAGCUCCGGAAGGCUGCAGAACAAGGGCAGCAGGACCCCAACAAAAAUGUCAGCCCCACUGCAGUCAUCAACAUAACUUCUGAGAAGUUAGAGGGCAAAGAGCCCCACCCACGCGAUUCCUCAGGCUGUGAAAUUUUACCCUCCCAACCCAGGAGAACCAAGAGCUUCCUAAAUUACUAUGCAGACCUGGAAACCUCAACCAGAGAAUUAGAGCAGAACUUAGGCAACGAGCACGGGGGUGUGGAAGAGAAGCCCCAGCCGGGCCAGGACCAGGCCUCCACCGUCAUCGGGAAUGGCGAAGCACUCCCACAGAAACCAAACAAAGCCCAGUUCAGCCCCGAAGACGGUCAAGUGGCCACCGUGUCAUCCAGCCCAGAGACCAAGAAAGAUCAUCCCAAAACGGGGGCCAAAACCGACUGCGCCCUGCACCGGAUCCAGAACCUGGCACCGAGCGAUGAGGAGUCCAGCUGGACGACACUGUCCCAAGACAGCGCCUCACCCAGUUCCCCGGAUGAAACAGCAGAUAUAUGGAGUGAUCACUCCUUUCAGACUGAUCCGGAUUUGCCGCCUGGCUGGAAGAGAAUCAUUGACGUCGCUGGGACCUAUUAUUGGCACAUACCAACAGGGACCACUCAGUGGGAGCGCCCUGUCUCCACCCCCGCAGAUCUCCAUGGUUCUAGAAAAGGGUCACUUAGUUCUGUAACGCCAUCUCCUACCCCAGAGCACGAGAAACAGCCAUGGAGUGAUUUUGCUGUUCUGAAUGGGGGAAAGAUUAAUAGUGACAUUUGGAAGGAUUUGCAUGCAGCUACAGUUAACCCGGACCCCAGUUUAAAAGAGUUUGAAGGAGCGACACUCCGCUAUGCAUCUUUGAAACUCAGAAAUGCCCCCCAUGCUGAUGACGACGAUUCCUGCAGUAUCAAUAGUGACCCAGAAGCCAAGUGUUUUGCUGUGCGUUCCCUGGGAUGGGUGGAAAUGGCAGAGGAGGACCUCGCCCCUGGUAAAAGCAGCGUUGCCGUCAACAACUGCAUCAGGCAGCUUUCUUACUGCAAAAAUGACAUCCGGGAUACGGUCGGCAUCUGGGGAGAGGGGAAAGACAUGUACCUGAUCCUGGAGAACGACACACUCAGCCUGGUGGACCCCAUGGACCGCACCGUGCUCCAUUCCCAGCCCAUCGCGAGCAUCCGUGUGUGGGGCGUGGGCCGCGACAACGGCCGAGAUUUUGCUUACGUAGCAAGAGACAAAGAUACGCGAAUUUUGAAAUGUCAUGUAUUUCGAUGUGACACACCAGCAAAAGCCAUCGCCACAAGUCUCCACGAAAUCUGUUCCAAGAUUAUGGCCGAACGGAAGAAUGCCAAAGCCCUGGCCUGCAGUUCCUUACAGGAAAGAACCAAUGUGAAUCUCGACGUUCCCUUGCAAGUAGAUUUUCCAACACCAAAGACUGAGCUGGUCCAGAAGUUCCACGUGCAGUACUUGGGCAUGUUACCCGUAGACAAACCCGUCGGAAUGGAUACCCUGAACAAUGCCAUAGAAAGUCUUAUGACCUCAUCUAACAAGGAGGAUUGGCCGUCAGUGAACAUGAAUGUGGCCGAUGCUACUGUGACUGUCAUCAAUGAAAAGAAUGAAGAGGAAAUCUUAGUGGAGUGCCGCGUGCGAUUCCUGUCCUUCAUGGGCGUCGGGAAGGAUGUUCAUACAUUUGCCUUCAUCAUGGACACCGGGAACCAGCGUUUCGAGUGCCACGUUUUCUGGUGCGAGCCUAAUGCGGGUAACGUGUCUGAGGCGGUACAGGCCGCCUGCAUGUUACGAUACCAGAAGUGCUUGGUAGCCAGGCCGCCUUCACAGAAAGUUCGACCACCUCCUCCGCCAGCAGACUCAGUGACCAGAAGAGUCACAACCAAUGUAAAACGAGGGGUCUUAUCCCUCAUUGACACUUUGAAACAGAAACGCCCUGUCACAGAAACGCCAUAGCUGCAUAUGCUACAGGAUUCUGUAAUAUUUACCUGAAGAUUGAAUAGCUACACUAAAGAAGAUGAACUGCUAUCUGGCCUUCCAUUCAGUUGCUGAUGCUUUGUCUUCAGAGAAUUUAUCCUUAACCAAACAGUGUUAGACAAGCAUGUUCUCUCGUCUUGCCACCAUCAUGUGAUAUGAAAAGAAGCAUGACUAAUUUUUUUUGCUAUCAGUAAGAUACAUCAUGAGCAGUGGAAGGUCUUUUUCUUAUUGUAAAUAUCGUGAACAUUAACUUCACACACACGGAGAAGAAUGUGGCCACACCCCUCCUAGUGAACUAACGCUGAGUCCUUGGAGUGAAUGACGCCUGAGCUAGUUUCACUGUCUUCUUGACUGGAUCUGUCACAAGCAAUGUUUAAGUCCUGCAGCACUUGGCCCUGUUGCCAACAUUGGAGUAGCCACUGCGUACCAGAUACCAUUGAAUUGCUGUAAAACUAGGAUGAUGAGUUUUUGUUGCAGUCUUUCAUGAAAUUGAACCUUUGGGUUGACAGAAUUGGCUGUUGGCAUCAGUACAGAAACCAACCGGCAGCUUUCCUUGACAAGCCCUUUGACACAUGGACACCAUUUCAUGUCUGCAGCUGUUUUGUGGGAUGUUGGGGAAAAAGUGAAACUUGAAAAUUGAAAAACAAACCAAAUUUGAGAAAUUAAAAUUGAACAAAAAAGAGCCUUUCUUUCUAGACGGUUUUCAAACUGAUGAUUAAAAACAAGAAAGAUUUAAGAAAAUCCUAAUGCAUUUCGGGUAGGACAUGUUUCAAACUUCUGCCUUAUAUUGUACAAUGCAGCUAGAGAAUUAUAGUUCACUCUGGCCAUUCUCUACAUAAACAUUAAAAUGAAAUCUUCCUCGUACGCCUUUUAUCCUUAGUUUGUUAAUUAGCCAAUAUGCAAUUUGGAGUUGAGGAAAUGUCAUUUAUAUUUUGGAUCUCCACCACCACAUUAUUUUGUUAGUCCGCCUCCUAGUGAAACCCACUAGGGUUCUGUAUCUAGCUCAGUCUUACCCUAAUGCUUUUUGCCCAGAAAGCUGUCUGUCCAUCAUGUAUUGUCCAUGGCAACAAAUUACAUUAAAUUUGAACCUUUUGAAUUUAUGUAUUUAAUAUUGGGAUUUGUUGGACUUUACUAGAUAUGUUUUUAAAUUUAUAUCUUUUCCAUUUUUUCAAGAUUUAAAAAUUUCAUAUCAGAGCAAAAUAAACAUAGCAACAACGGACUGCUUAACAAGUUUCCCCAAAAUAGCAGUUUCCUGCUUCACGUUUCUCACGUACUUACAAAGAUACUCAGAUUUAGACUCUUGUUGACAUUGUUGUUUUAAAAGGAAGUUGCUAAGGAGACCAAUCUAAAUAUUAGUCUUAUUUGCUUCUUAAUGUCAAAAUUAAUGCGUUAAAAACAUCUGGUUUCAAAAGGAGCACUUUAUUUACCCACUGCUGUGUACUUGUCAAUGGUUUCCACAUUCUUAUCACAUUUGAGCCUUACAAGGUAGGGAAAGGUACUAAACACAUUUGAGAAAUAAAAAUAUAAAGUACCAAGAGGCUCAAUCACCUUGCCUAAGAUCUCUCGAAAGUUUGUGAGAGAGCCGGGACAAAAGCCCACGCUUCCCAACUCUGUUAUAAGUUACGCUGCUUUUACAUCGGUGAGGAAGAGUCUAUCCAGAAUUACUCUGGGCAUAUGUAGUUAUUGUCAGGAAAUCUUAGAAUUCCCUGUGGAAGGCGGGAAAUAUGUCCCAAUUACUCACGCAGUGAUAUUAAUCAUAAAACCAUCGCCCUCUCUCAGUCCAGGACUGUUUUCCUGCAGCGUGCCUCAAAUGUGUUGUAGAGGACAGGAUUCUACACGCUGUGCGGCCUGUUCAACUUACAAGGUUUUCCAGAGAUGAUGUUACUUGUGAUAGACACAUUCCUAACUCAUGGUACUUAGCCACCAGAGAACACGAUGGAGCAGGUGGCCUUCUGCUAUUCCCUCAGAACUCUGGAACUGUUUGCUAGCACCCUGGUGUUAUGACCAAAAUGAUGCCACUCUAGAAAUGAAUUCUACUUCUCACCAGCCUAUAUGCUAUUCUAUCUGAAGUAACCAGUGCCAUCAUAAGAAAUUAUUGCAUUAAGAAAGUCCUUACUCUGCCCUUUGAAAAGCUGUGGAAAAUUCAAUCAUGAUGAUGUUUCAUCUCGAGCUCCACAAUGAAAGGUUUUAGUGUGAUAAAAAUUCUGAACAGGUCAUCCACUUUUAUAUUGGAAAUCUCUACCCGAACCCACCGUUCAUUUUCUAAGGCAUACAUUUGUUUGUUUUCAGGAUCAAGAAUACUGAGCUAGCUUUAAGUAGCAAACUGAUUUAUAUAUGCAAUUAUAGGAUGCAUUAAGACGAACGAUAGCCUUUACAUAUUGAAAACUUUACUGCAGAUAUUUUGUUUUGAAAAUAGCUUUGCAUACUAAAUGCAAUUAAUUUUGUAAAAUUGAUUAUGUUAAACAGUACGUUCAGACACUUUCUGCCAUGGCCAAAAAGUAUGUAUGAAAGUAUGUGUGUAUUUUCCUGUGUGCGGAUGCCGGUGUUUUACCUGAUAUUGUGGUGACAUUCAGUUAUCUAUGCAUUCUUUGUAUCUGUGACUCGGUAAACAGGCAGCCAUGUUCACUAUGCCUUGUAUGUCUUAUCAUUUUUUUAAUUAACCUGUUAAAUACAGCUUAAGAUAUUUUUAUUUUA
Molecule: messenger RNA, 5761 nt
Organism: Prionailurus viverrinus (fishing cat)
Lineage: Eukaryota; Metazoa; Chordata; Mammalia; Carnivora; Felidae
Gene: APBB2
Product: amyloid beta precursor protein binding family B member 2
Exons: 20
Coding region: 767-3046 (759 amino acids)
Biological process (GO): regulation of DNA-templated transcription
Cellular component (GO): nucleus; cytoplasm
Molecular function (GO): amyloid-beta binding; transcription factor binding
Source: RefSeq, a predicted model, not a curated record